This is a messenger RNA of Emiliania huxleyi CCMP1516, 585 nucleotides long. RefSeq lists its product as hypothetical. Lineage: Eukaryota; Haptophyta; Isochrysidales; Noelaerhabdaceae. The coding region runs from base 1 to 585 and encodes 194 amino acids. The transcript is spliced from 3 exons. The record is from RefSeq and is a predicted model, not a curated record.
AUGCUCUUACGGGCCAGCUCGCCUCUCCUCCUCCUGCUCCUGAUGGGCGCCGCCGCCGACCCCCUGCGCGAGGCGAUCAUGGGCCAGACCGAGGCUCAACUCGAGGGCAUCGCAGACCGGGUCGGCAUUGAUCACGGUGUGAUGCAGGGCGAGGGCCGGCUCGAGGCGCUGAGGAAGGCGGGGCUGCCCGAGGAUGAGGCAGCGCUGGCGGCUAGGGAGGAGGCGGAGCCGGCAGCGGCGCUCGAGGAGAGCGCGAGGCUGGAGGACGAGGCGAGGCGCCCAGCGGAGGAGCAGGCGCCUCCCGCCGGGUCGACUGGCGACCCUCUGCUGAGUGAGGAGCAGCCCGUUGCGGCGCUCUCGCUAGCCGACGCCAACUUCGACACGGGUCGCGCAGCGGUCCCCGAGUCCACCCUGGGCGGCGAGACCACGUGCACAGUAUGCUUCACUCGGCCGAAGGAUCACGUCGCUAUCCCUUGCGGGCAUCAGUGCGCGUGCGCCGAUUGCUCCGCUAAGAUGGAGCAGUGUCCUAUCUGCCGCCAGUCCGUGCUCAUGUGGAUGGACUCAUCGCGCAUUCGCCUGGCGUGA